AAUUCCCGCUUUGGACCCUUGAAAUUCCCCCCCUUUCUCUCUCUAAAACAGUAACACACUUCUCUCACACAAAAACACACACUCUCUUUCUCUCUCUAGAAAUGGCGGAUUUCCCCCCUAAUUUGGAUGACGGAGAACUAUGGCUUCCCUCUGAUAUUUUUCCCGACGAAAUCCCCUCUAGGAAAAGUCCAUUCUACCAUUCUGAGCUCACCCACCUUCAAAAUCUCGCUCAGCACUUCGCUGCUUUGGCUUUGCUUCAACGAUUCCGAAACCAAACCGUCGCUAAACAGCGGCUAAACUUGGCCCCGAACUCAGAGCGGUUCGAACCGGCGGUUCCUUAUGAUUCGACGGGUUACAGACGGGCCUGGCAUUUCGGGUUUAAUGGCAGUGCUGGUGUUGGACAUGGUGUUGACGGAUAUGGAAUUGGAAGCAGAGGCACCUGGACCGGUUGUAGACCGGCUUACCAGUACCAUUUUGUGCAACCAGUUCAACCCCAGGUUGAGAGCUUUAUGGAAGCUAGGGCUAGGGUUUUGCAGAAACAACAGAAGCAGUUUUUGCAGAGCCAGAACAUGGUUUUACCAUUUCGAGGAAGUCGGGUGGGUGGUGGAUUUGUGAGAGAGUAUGGAGGAACGGGUGUGUUUCUUCCUCGAAUUAACAGUACCACAACCACUAAUGUUGCUAGAAAGAGACAGAGUGUGACAAAUAAUAGAAAGGAGUUUCAAGUCAUUCCUCCGAGGAAUUCCAUCAAAAGGGGGGUUGAUGAGGAGAGGCGAGAAGAGUGCCAUUACCAGCUUCCUCCUCCUGAGAUGGGUUUGGGCUUACCACAGGAUUGGACCUACUGAUCAGCUAUCUCCUCAACUAUACUGUAAAGUGGUCUUCUUGUGGCCUUUGUCUUUAAGAUAGUAAGUAAUAAAAAUUCUAGAACAACCUAAAACUUUGUCAAACAAUCAUUUGGACAGUGGGGUUUUGUUUGUUUUGUUAUGGAAGUCUUUUGUGUGAACGUGAACCUGUUUCUUUUGCUGAUUUAGUGUAGUAAUAUCAGCAAUACAAUAACCAAAAUUUUGUUGUAGACUUGUUACUUGUUCACCGUGUUUCUGUUUGUACGGGUCGUAUUAAAUGCUUAUGUUUGGUUGGAAUUUUCAUGGUUUGG
Messenger RNA from Cornus florida, 1150 nucleotides. RefSeq lists its product as uncharacterized. The record is from RefSeq and is a predicted model, not a curated record. Lineage: Eukaryota; Viridiplantae; Streptophyta; Magnoliopsida; Cornales; Cornaceae. The coding region runs from base 102 to 842 and encodes 246 amino acids. The transcript is spliced from 4 exons.